This is a messenger RNA of Helianthus annuus (common sunflower), 624 nucleotides long. Its product is annotated as cysteine-rich receptor-like protein kinase 8. The record is from RefSeq and is a predicted model, not a curated record. The transcript has 3 exons. Bases 1 to 624 code for a protein of 207 amino acids. Lineage: Eukaryota; Viridiplantae; Streptophyta; Magnoliopsida; Asterales; Asteraceae.
AUGGCUAAUGAUGGCACAUGUGACAGGGGUUAUAUGGCACCCGAGUAUGCGCUACAUGGAUAUUUGUCAAUCAAGACAGAUGUCUAUGGUUUUGGUAUGUUGGUUGUGGAACUUAUAGCUGGACGUAGAGUGAGCCUUUUAACUGGGGUUUGUUCUGGUUUAGAGAACCCUUAUGAGUUCCAUGAAAUUGUAAUUUCACGGGAAAGGAUUUUGGUUACUGAUCAUAUGAUUUUGGAUCUUAGUUUUUUUACUUAUUUGUGUUGGGAGAUAUCAUAUGGGCAUGAAAUGAAAAAUGAAGUUGAGAGAAAUUGGUUACAAGUAACACUUUCAAAUGUAGUUGAUCCCACAAUUGAUGUCGAUUCAAGUUUUAUGACAAGAUUUUUGGAGAUUGGGCUGUUGUGUGUUCAACAGGAUCAUGCGGAUAGGCCAACAAUGGAAGAAGUUGUUUCCAUGCUGCUUGAUAGCUCGUCUCUCACUCUCCCUAUGGCAAAAAUGGAAGAAAGGAUUACAAGAGAGCGUUCAAAUAGUGUUAGCAGUAGCAACACUGUUGACCAUUCUGAUCCUGAUUACGAUUAUAAUACUGGUCCAGAUGAGGAUUUUAUAUCAGAACUAGUCCCUCGAUAG